CAGCCCUGAAAGCAUUGGGUUCUGAAUGAGGUGUUCAUGCACAGUUUUGCUCCCUCGGAAUCAAUUGCCAAUAUAGAUGGUCGGUCAGACGCCAGCCUACAGAAUGUAAACGAGAUUAUGGAAGGGACGAUUGCAAAUCAAAGUCCUUACGAGACCCAAGGAAUCGACUUCAGCACCCUAGAGGCAGCUCUCGCUGCGUACUUUGAUUUCGCAUCUCUAGUUCUGCCCAUCAUUCACAGAGAUGCAUUGAUGGCAGAGUAUGAGAGCCGUCGAAGUAGCUCCGCUCUCAUUUUUGCAGUGGCAUUUCGAGGUUGUCCCUUGUCCCUUCAUUCCGUUUCGGACAAGUGGAACUUGCAGCAGCAAAUUGCUUUUGGCUUCAGGCUGGCAUUUCUGGAAGCGCAAAACAAUGCAGCAUCUAAGCAAACCAUUAGACUUGAUGAUCUUUAA
Messenger RNA from Talaromyces proteolyticus, 447 nucleotides. RefSeq lists its product as uncharacterized. Lineage: Eukaryota; Fungi; Ascomycota; Eurotiomycetes; Eurotiales; Trichocomaceae. The transcript has a single exon. The record is from RefSeq and is a predicted model, not a curated record. Bases 37 to 447 code for a protein of 136 amino acids.